Megachile rotundata (alfalfa leafcutting bee) is the source of this 790-nucleotide messenger RNA. Its product is annotated as eukaryotic translation initiation factor 4E type 3. Gene Ontology annotation, molecular function: translation initiation factor activity; RNA 7-methylguanosine cap binding. Gene Ontology annotation, cellular component: eukaryotic translation initiation factor 4F complex. NCBI's taxonomy places the organism in Eukaryota, Metazoa, Arthropoda, Insecta, Hymenoptera, Megachilidae. The record is from RefSeq and is a predicted model, not a curated record. Gene Ontology annotation, biological process: translational initiation.
AGUUACGUUUUUUAAUAAACAACGAUAAUAUGUUUUGUAUUACAACGUUACUCUGAUUGCAUGAUUUUGACGUUAUACGUUAUAUGCAUAUCGCCGUUUUGAACAUGGCCGCGGUGGAGUGUGAGUCGAAAGACGAGGCAAGUCCAGCGGACUUGUCACAAACGCCGGUAUUUUCGGAAGAAACGGUUAAAAAAUUCGAAGAACAUGAAACGUCAGGUGUACCGCUAAAAUCUUCAUGGACAUUUUGGUUGGGAAGAGCUAUUUCUGCAACAACUGUUGAAGAAUAUAAACAAAAUUUAUUGAAGAUUUAUACUGUCAACACUAUACAAGGAUUUUGGGCUGUCUUUAACAAUAUACCUAGUGUUAGCGCUAUACAGGUCAGAUAUAAUUACCAUUUGAUGAGAGAUGAAAGAUACCCAUUAUGGGAGGAACCUGUCAAUCAAAACGGUGGGACCUGGAGAUUAAAGUGCCACAAAUCUGAUACUGAAAAAAUCUGGAAAGAGGUGGUGCUUGCUGCUAUUGGAGAACAGUUUGGUGAAUGUGUAGCUGAAGGAGAUGAGAUUUGUGGAGUAACUGCAUCUAUAAGGGACAGAGAAGAUGUUGUUCAUAUCUGGAAUACAAAUGCUGCUUUGGCAUCAAAGGCAACAAUUUUAGAAAAAAUUCAUUCUCUCUUGCCUAAUGUGAACUGCACAAAAUUUUACAAACCACACCAAUCUCAUCAUGCCUAUGGUCGCAGUUAAACACUUUUAAAAUAUUAAUUACCUACCAAAAAUAAAGUGUAGGAAAACUA